Artibeus jamaicensis (Jamaican fruit-eating bat) is the source of this 1051-nucleotide messenger RNA. It is a transcript of the gene UFC1, whose product is annotated as ubiquitin-fold modifier conjugating enzyme 1. Gene Ontology annotation, cellular component: cytoplasm. Gene Ontology annotation, molecular function: UFM1 conjugating enzyme activity. The coding region runs from base 215 to 715 and encodes 166 amino acids. Gene Ontology annotation, biological process: protein K69-linked ufmylation. Lineage: Eukaryota; Metazoa; Chordata; Mammalia; Chiroptera; Phyllostomidae. The transcript has 6 exons. The record is from RefSeq and is a predicted model, not a curated record.
AUAUUCAGGACAGAAGAAUCCGUUUCCAUCUGUUCUUCCCGUAGCACCCACGAGCAGGUAACAAAUUUGUCCUCGCUACUGGAAAAUAAAAAUCGCAUUCAAGGAAGUGUAAAGGCAGCCCAACCGCUCAUUUUCCCUUAGUAAAGAUGGCGGCGCCCUUACGGUAAAUGACACGUAAAACCAGUUCCGUGUUUCUCCUGCGCCCUCGGCCAAGAUGGCGGACGAGGCCACCCGUCGUAUCGUGUCCGAGAUCCCGGUGCUGAAGACUAACGCUGGACCUCGAGAUCGAGAGUUGUGGGUGCAGCGACUCAAGGAAGAAUAUCAGUCUCUUAUCCGGUAUGUGGAGAACAACAAGAAUGCAGACACUGAUUGGUUCCGCCUGGAGUCCAACAAAGAAGGGACUCGGUGGUUUGGAAAGUGCUGGUACAUCCACGAUCUCCUCAAAUACGAGUUUGACAUUGAGUUUGACAUUCCUAUCACAUAUCCUACUACUGCUCCAGAAAUUGCAGUCCCUGAACUGGAUGGAAAAACAGCCAAGAUGUACAGGGGUGGCAAAAUAUGUCUGACCGAUCACUUUAAGCCAUUGUGGGCCAGGAACGUGCCCAAGUUUGGACUAGCUCAUCUCAUGGCUCUGGGGCUGGGUCCGUGGCUGGCAGUGGAGAUCCCAGAUCUGAUUCAGAAAGGCGUUAUUCAGCAUAAGGAGAAAUGCAACUGAAGAAUCAAGCCACUGAGGCUGGACAGAGGGACCUUUGAUAGGCUAUGUUCCUGCUUUCCUGUGUAUUCCUUACUCAUCUAACUGCUUCCCUCACACUCCUCCACCCACAAUUGUUACCAAGUAGCUGCAUUACUGGAGGGAAAAAAUCAGUAUUGCUACUGAGUUUCUAAGACUACACAGGGAGGGGAAAAACCUGAGGCUUUGGAAAGCCAGAAGUCCAUUACUGGUAUAUAUCCCUUCCUCAAGAGAGGUCCUGAAAGGGCGUGACAGAAAGUGAGUACAUAGUCUUUUCGGUUUCUGGAGGUAACUCAUCAAUAAAAGCUGCUUCCUCUGGUG